AUGGCAAACAUUUGCAAAAUUGGGGAAGAUUUAUUGGAAAAAGUUCUAUCAAGUCUGCCUCCGAAAACCCUGAUGCGGUUCAAGUGCGUGGCCAAAUGGUGGUAUGCUCUGAUCAACAAUCCCAGGUUCGUAGACAAUCAACUCUUCAAUUGCUUGCACAACAAUCAAUCCAUUUGUAUCUUUUUGAAGCGAUUAGUCCCUCAUGAGGACCCGAACGCCAACGAGACCAAACCGGUGUUCUCAAUGCUUACUUUUUGCGAGUAUGAUGGUGAUGGUGAUGGUGAGCAUAUAUAUAGGCUUGUUUUGUCUAGGGUGGAGGACAUAAAUGUUCCACUUUGUAUGAGUAAAGAAGAACUUAGUGUUGUAGGCCAUUGUCAUGGGAUCAUUUGUGUAGCCACCUUCGCCGAUUAUGGUAAGGUGUUUUUGUGGAAUCCGGCAAUUCAGGAAUUCAAGCUUCUUCCCUCGCAAAAAUACCUUCCGGAUAUGAUGUCCCUACUUGAGCAGGGAAUCCCAUACACACCAAACUCGAGUCGGCUCAGAAGUGGCAUGGGAUUUGGCUAUGAUCCUAUAUCUAAAGCUUACAAAGUUGUUAACAUUAUGUUUUCUUGGUCGCAAACGCAUGCUCAUACAAAUUAUUCUGUGGUUAUUUAUCCUCUGAGAGCAGAAGUGUACACGUUGGGAACUAGUGAAGAUUCUUCUUGUUGGAGAGAGAUCAAGUCUUAUUCUUUAGAAACAGAAACUACUUUCCUUUGGCCUGAAAGUUUCCAGAUAUACUUGAAGGGGAUGUGUUAUUGGUUGGGAAUUGAGAAACAAAAGGAAUUCAUGGAUGACGAGGAAGCUCUACAUGAUCAAAACGAGAUUAGGCAAGUGAUUGUUUCGUUUGAUAUGAGUGGUGAGGUGUUUGAUGAGCUAGUGUUACCAGAUGAGCUGCUAGAAGCCAGCAACUGUUAUAUUUUCCCAGGGCUUUACAUGUACCUUAUAGUGUGGAAUGAAUCUUCCAUUUCUCUUUGUGGCUUGCGUAAUAAUAGUAAUGGCAUUAGAUGCUUUGGAAUGUGGCUGAUGCUGAUGGAGGAUGGUUUUGGUGAUUGUGUUUGGACAAAAUAUGUGGAUUUUGAGCUCACGGUGAGCCUGAGCCCCAUGUUAAUGGGGCUCCGGGCCUGCUCGUGGGCAUUGGCCUUCUCGAAAAGCGAUCAUCUUCUUGUGGUUGAGUUCAAUGGAUGUACAGUCUGCUAUAACAUCCGUACCAAAAACCGAAUGUCUCUUCCUACUAUUCAAACUGCUACAGGCUAUUAUGAUCCACUUGAAAAUCCAGUUUGUGGUAGAGAAUAUAACGGACCUGUUGUUUAUGCGAAUAGUAUAGUUUCUGUUUGA
Prunus avium (sweet cherry) is the source of this 1371-nucleotide messenger RNA. RefSeq names its product F-box/kelch-repeat protein At3g23880-like. The record is from RefSeq and is a predicted model, not a curated record. Lineage: Eukaryota; Viridiplantae; Streptophyta; Magnoliopsida; Rosales; Rosaceae. Gene Ontology annotation, molecular function: protein binding.